CUCAAUUUUAUUGAAUUUUCUCACGCUCCUUUACUUUUUUUUAAAAAAAAAAUGAAACAUCAUCUGUCUCUUAUAAAACUCUCAAUAAUUGAACCUCUCUCCCCUCUCUCUCUUCUUGAUUUCAACUUUGAGAAUCUUUCAUUACUCCGUAGAGAGAAAGGGAUCGCCUUUUCUCACUCUCUCUCCCUCUGUCUCUGCAUAGAGUUUGAUUGCGUUUGAGUCUUGAAGACCCAUCACAUUGGGGAGUGUUUGUCUGCCUGUUUGAGGAGAAAGGGUCCUUUUGCACUAUUAUUAUUAUUCUCCAUGGCUAGUAAUGAGAAUCUACCACCCAAUGUUAUCAAGCAGCUCGCCAAGGAACUCAAGAGUCUUGACGAGUCUCCUCCUGAUGGCAUCAAGGUCCUCGUCAAUGACGAGGACUUCUCACAAAUAUCUGCUGAUAUUGAAGGACCAGUUGGAACUCCUUAUGAGAAUGGACUUUUCCGUAUGAAGUUGGCAUUGUCUCAUGAUUUUCCACAUUCUCCGCCUAAAGGCUACUUCAUGACAAAGAUAUUCCAUCCCAAUGUCGCUUCUAAUGGAGAGAUCUGCGUUAACACCCUUAAAAAAGAUUGGAACCCUAGUCUUGGAUUAAGACAUGUUCUCUCUGUUGUGAGGUGCUUACUAAUCGAGCCAUUUCCAGAAUCUGCAUUAAACGAACAGGCUGGAAAGAUGCUACUUGAGAACUAUGAAGAGUAUGCUAGGCAUGCUCGGCUUUACACGGGUAUCCAUGCUAAACCAAAACCUAAGUUCAAGACAGGAGCUAUCUCAGAGUCAACAACGGCUCUAAAUGUUGGCGGCCAGACCACCAACAACGAGACGCCUGGUGCACUACCACCCUCUUCAGUGGCGGACAUCAAUAGAGUAACAACAGCGACUGCCAAAGACCAACAACAACAAGUGGCUAACAACGUUCCUGUUGCGGCAGCAGGAUCUGCAAAUGUGGCGGCCACUACGACGACACAGAAAAGAGAAGCCGGUUUGGCCAAGGUUCAAGCAGACAAGAAGAAGGUAGAUGCCAGAAAGAAGAGCUUGAAGAGACUAUGAUCAUCAUCACUCACGUGUCUCAUUUAUCUUGUCUCCAUCUCAUAAGUGUGUUUGGAUUCUUCUUUCAUGUCAUGAUGACUCUGCCCCCUUUUUUGGAGUGACGAUAAUAAAUUUCUAAAAUUAGAAAACAAA
Messenger RNA from Raphanus sativus (radish), 1212 nucleotides. Its product is annotated as ubiquitin-conjugating enzyme E2 22. The transcript has 7 exons. The coding region runs from base 304 to 1080 and encodes 258 amino acids. Lineage: Eukaryota; Viridiplantae; Streptophyta; Magnoliopsida; Brassicales; Brassicaceae. The record is from RefSeq and is a predicted model, not a curated record.